Messenger RNA from Laccaria bicolor S238N-H82, 222 nucleotides. RefSeq lists its product as uncharacterized. The record is from RefSeq and is a predicted model, not a curated record. Bases 1 to 222 code for a protein of 73 amino acids. Lineage: Eukaryota; Fungi; Basidiomycota; Agaricomycetes; Agaricales; Hydnangiaceae. Gene Ontology annotation, biological process: endocytosis; intracellular protein localization; retrograde transport, endosome to Golgi. Gene Ontology annotation, cellular component: endocytic vesicle; membrane; Golgi apparatus. The transcript has a single exon.
AUGGCCACUCAGCUAUUGAAGCUUGUUGCAGAGUAUGGCUUCAAGAUCGGAGAUAUUGAGGUAGAAAUUGCAUGGACAUUCAUCGCCUCCCUCAUAUCUUUGGGUCCCAAUUUCGUCCCCCCUCACUUUUGCCGACUAAAACUACUCGUCCUUUGGCGGAACGUUCUUCCGAAACCGCAAAACAAGGACUCCUCCAACAAUGUCGGACGCUCUGUGACUUAG